Messenger RNA from Histoplasma mississippiense, 252 nucleotides. RefSeq lists its product with no specific name. The coding region runs from base 1 to 252 and encodes 83 amino acids. The record is from RefSeq and is a predicted model, not a curated record. NCBI's taxonomy places the organism in Eukaryota, Fungi, Ascomycota, Eurotiomycetes, Onygenales, Ajellomycetaceae. The transcript is spliced from 2 exons.
AUGUCGUCUGCCGGCGGAUUCCUAUCGCCCAUCCCUGUGCCGUGUGCGUUGUACGGUGGUGAUGGGCUGUGGAAGCAAGGGUGUAUUCGGGUUGAGGUGUUGUCCAGAUUAAAACAUGCUUGCCUUCAGCAUGAGAUCUCCUCAUCAUCAGCAAGGCACCAGGAUCGACGACCAGUAAACCUAAAUCAACCUGAGCCAGGCACGCAGGGAUUGAGCUUCGUUGACGCCGCCGCUAAAUUAGAUCGAGCAUAG